CGCACGCGUGUGCGGGGCCGCCCCGCAGCCGCCCGGCCGGGCUAUAAAAGGGGCGGCGGCGGCCGGAGCAGCCCCGCACCGCCGCCCCCCAGCGCCCCACCAUGAGCUACACCAUGGAGCCCCUGGGCAACCCCUCGUACCGCAGGGUGACCGAGACCCGGGCCACCUACAGCCGCGCCAGCGCGUCCCCGUCCAGCGGCUUCCGCUCGCAGUCGUGGUCGCGGGGCUCGGGCAGCACCGUGUCCUCCUCCUACAAGCGCCCCAACCUGGGCGGCCCCCGCGCCGCCUACGGCUCCACGGUGCUGAGCUCGGCCGAGAGCCUGGACGUGAGCCAGUCCUCUCUGCUGAACGGCGCGGCCGAGCUCAAGCUGAGCCGCUCCAACGAGAAGGAGCAGCUGCAGGGGCUCAACGACCGCUUCGCCGGCUACAUCGAGAAGGUGCAUUACCUGGAGCAGCAGAACAAGGAGAUCGAGGCGGAGCUGGCGGCGCUGCGGCAGAAACACGCCGGGAGGGCGCAGCUGAGCGACGCCUACGAGCAGGAGCUGCGGGAGCUGCGCGGGGCGCUGGAGCAGGUGAGCCACGAGAAGGCGCAGAUCCAGCUGGACUCGGAGCACAUCGAGGAGGACAUCCAGCGCCUGCGGGAGCGCUUCGAGGAUGAGGCGCGGCUGCGCGACGAGACGGAGGCGACCAUCCGCGCCCUGCGCAAGGAGAUGGAGGAGGCCUCGCUGAUGCGCGCCGAGCUGGACAAGAAGGUGCAGUCGCUGCAGGACGAGGUGGCCUUCCUGAGGGGCAACCACGAGGAGGAGGUGGCCGAGCUGCUGGCGCAGCUGCAGGCGUCGCACGCCACCGUGGAGAGGAAGGACUACCUGAAGACGGACCUGACGACGGCGCUGAAGGAGAUCCGCGCCCAGCUCGAGUGCCAGUCCGACCACAACAUGCACCAGGCCGAGGAGUGGUUCAAGUGCCGCUACGCCAAGCUCACCGAGGCGGCCGAGCAGAACAAGGAGGCGAUCCGCUCCGCCAAGGAGGAGAUCGCCGAGUACCGCCGGCAGCUCCAGUCCAAGAGCAUCGAGCUCGAGUCGGUGCGCGGCACCAAGGAGUCGCUGGAGAGGCAGCUCAGCGACAUCGAGGAGCGCCACAAUAACGACCUCACCACCUAUCAGGACACGAUUCACCAGCUGGAAAACGAGCUCAGAGGGACGAAGUGGGAGAUGGCCCGUCACUUGCGGGAGUACCAGGACCUCCUCAAUGUCAAGAUGGCCCUGGACAUCGAAAUUGCUGCAUACAGGAAGCUGCUGGAGGGUGAAGAGACAAGAUUCAGUGCCUUCUCUGGAAGCAUUACUGGUCCCAUAUUCACACACAGACAACCAUCUGUCACAAUAGCAUCCACCAAAAUCCAGAAAACCAAAAUCGAACCGCCAAAGCUGAAGGUCCAGCACAAGUUUGUAGAAGAAAUCAUCGAGGAGACAAAGGUGGAGGACGAGAAGUCUGAAAUGGAAGAUGCCCUGACGGCCAUCGCGGAAGAAAUGGCAGCCAAGGCACAGCAAGAGGAGCAGGAGGAGGAAAAAGCAGAAGAAGCUGCAGAGGAAGAGGUUUCUGAGAAGGCUCCUGCAGAACAAGAGGAGGAGGAGAAGGAGGAAGAGGAAGCGGAGGAGGAGGAGGAAGCUGCAAAAUCUGACGCCGCGGAAGAAGGCGGCUCUGAAAAAGAAGAAAUCGAGGAAAAAGAAGAAGGGGAGGAAGCUGAGGAAGAGGAGGAAAAACCUGAGGCCAAGGGCAAAGCUGAAGAGGCACCAGCAAAGGCAGAGAAGGUCAAAACACCUCCCGUGAAGUCCCCUCCGAAAUCCCCCGUCACAGAGCCCGCCAAGGCCGCCCCCAAAGAAAAACCCGCGGAAGCAGCGAAGGAACAGAAGGCGGAGAAAGCGGAGAAGGCGGCCAAGGAGGAGGAGAAAGCAGCGUCCCCUGAGAAACCCGCCACGCCAAAGGUGACCUCCCCCGAGAAACCCGCCAGCCCCGAGAAACCCGCCAGCCCCGAGAAACCCGCCAGCCCCGAGAAACCCGCCAGCCCCGAGAAACCCGCCAGCCCCGAGAAACCCGCCUCCCCCGACAAGGCCGUGAGCCCGGGGAAAGCCGUGGCCCUGGACAAGCUGGCACCACCGGAGAAGGCGCGCACCCCUGAGAAGCUGGCGAGCCCCGAGAAGCCGCGGACCCCCGAGAAGCCGCGGACCCCUGAGAAGCCCGUGACCCCCGAGAAGCCCCGGACCCCUGAGAAGCCCCAGUCCCCCGAGAAGCCCCAGUCCCCCGAGAAGCCUCCCUCCCCAGUCAAGGACGCCAAGGCUGUGGUGGAGGAGACCAUCACCGUCACCAAGGUGACGAAAGUGAGCGCCGAGGCCGAGAAGGAGUCCAGGAAAGAGGACAUCGCGGUCAACGGGGAGGUGGAGGAGAAGAAGGAGGAGGAAUCCAAAGAGAAGGAGGAGGAGGACAAGGGAGUGGUGACCAACGGCCUCGAUGUGAGCCCCGUGGAUGACAAGGCCGAGAAAAUCGUGGUCACCAAAAAAGUGGAGAAGAUCACGGGGGAGGGUGGGGACAGCGGGACCACGUUCAUCACCAAGUCGGUGACCGUCACUCAGAAGGUGGAGGAGCACGAGGAGAGCUUUGAGGAGAAGCUGGUGUCCACCAAGAAGGUGGAGAAAGUCACCUCACACGCCGUAGUAAAGGAGAUUAAAGAGAGCGAAUAAAACCCAACCAUAGCUAAAAUUCAAACCAAUUCAAGAGCUUGGGUCGGUGCAAAAGGUUAAGCCAUAGACAGCUGCAAAAAUGCAUGUGGGUGACGGCUUCAAAGCAGAUCGGGUUCUCUCACGGAGGCUCCAGACACACAGUAUUUUACUUUUUCGUGCAAUAUAGGGAAGGGGGGGGGGAAUGCAUGCAGGCUCAAGAUGUACUCCCUCCACAGAGCUUGGGGAUCUGCAAAAACAAAAAAAAAAAUUACUACUAUUACUAGUGCAUGAGAUGAAAUGUGCAGAGGAAGCUUCUCUGCAUUUCCUGAGCUGUUGGAGGGAUGGAUCUGAGGAACGAGUUCAGAUUUAUUAUGCAAAGAACCAACUGAGCCAAAAACCGAAAACAGUAAUAGAGUACUCAUGAGAACCAGAACUCUCCUAGCCUUAAAAAAAAAUAAAAAAUAAAGCUACUUAUAACUAAUUAUGUUUACCUCACUGGUGCAAUUAGGGUGGACUUUUGCUCCUGGGAGAACCUCGUUGACAUGCACAGUGCGCAACCUUUUGUUGUUUGAUGUAAAACAGUCACAGCAGUUCUUGCUCAAUAAAGGUCAAUAUGAAAACGUGACUCACUUUUUGGGUGACUUUUUCCCCCAAUUCAAACCCUUCCCUGAGCUGGAUGCUCUCUCCUGAAUGGGAAUGCAGUUGAGUGGGUUCAAAAUUUGAGUUGUUUCUUUUCUUUAAUGUUCUCAUUUCUCAGGAGUUGGACUUUGAUGGUCCUUGGGGGUCCCAUCCGGCUCAGGAGGUUCUGGGGCUUGGGAAUUGGAUUUGAUGGGCAAAUUUCCUCUGGCAACACAAAGGCUGGGUUAAGAAAAUGAGAGCCACAUCCCAAAAUUUCCAGAGGAAUCCACUGAACUCCUCUGCGUGGCCUUGAGGUGUUUGGAGGGUUUGAAAUUGCUUUUUUUAGGAAGGGGGAGGUCUCUGAGCCCUCAAUUCUGCUUGUGCUGAGCCAAAAAAAUGUUAAAAUCUGCUGUAAGUGUAAUUUUCCUCCUCACACACCAACAUCCACACAUAAAAUGUCCAAAGUUUUUCCAAUGAUUUGGAAAUUUUCAAAUAAUUCCUUGUUUUUCCUGGGGAGAAAGGCUCUAUGAACCACAGCUGGG
Messenger RNA from Prinia subflava (tawny-flanked prinia), 3874 nucleotides. RefSeq names its product neurofilament medium chain (gene NEFM). NCBI's taxonomy places the organism in Eukaryota, Metazoa, Chordata, Aves, Passeriformes, Cisticolidae. The coding region runs from base 102 to 2735 and encodes 877 amino acids. The transcript is spliced from 3 exons. The record is from RefSeq and is a predicted model, not a curated record. Gene Ontology annotation, cellular component: intermediate filament; axon; postsynaptic intermediate filament cytoskeleton. Gene Ontology annotation, molecular function: structural constituent of cytoskeleton. Gene Ontology annotation, biological process: neurofilament bundle assembly.